UUGUAAUUUUGUUUUUAAAAAUGUCAAUCACUAUCGUAUUUACUGAUGGCGCAGCUGAAUAAUUGGUGGAGGCGAAAUCCGCUAGCGUGAAAAUAGACCUGGCACCACUCCUAUCUGAAAAUUGUUAGCUUUGGAAUGUUCCAUUCAUGGUUUCGGGCUUUUUCAGCCCAAAAAUACUGCCACGCACUUUGUCUACUUUCAAGAAACGCUAGUACGCCGAGUUCUAUACCUAAUCAGAUCUCCAGAUUGUCAAAAAAUGGAAAUGGGGUCUUCUUGAAUGCUACAAAACAUGUUGCACCUUUCAGUGCGGUCAAAUGGGGGUCAAUCUGUACACCCAUUUCACGUGUUUGUCAAGCUGCAGCAAACUUAUGCACAAUACCGGAGCAUGAAGUCCAGAAUGAUUUGUUAGGUCCUGUUGUUUUGUCACCAUCAGAGGACCCCAACAAAGAAAUGAAAGAAAUCCAAGAAAUCGCUGAUCACUCUGAUUAUGACGAGCCGAAAGAAAAACCGAUAUCUUGGAAAACAAUCGAUUUCACCAAAAUUCCUAUUGAGAAGCUCCCGACCGUCCUUAUCAUAGGGCGUCCAAAUGCUCUUGUUUACAACACCCCUAAUGACCAUGUCACACGUGACAUACGGGAUGGUGUUGCUAAAUUGGGUGAUUUGCGGUUUCGUGUUCUGGACUCAGCUGGCCUGGAGGCAGAGGCGUCUUCAGGUUCUGUUCUUGGGAGAACUGCUGCCAUGACAGAAGAUGUGCUGUCAAGAGCCCACUUUAUUCUCUUUCUCAUUGAUGCAAGAUGUGGAAUCAUACGCGAAACCAAAAUGAUUGCGGAUUAUCUUCACAUACCUUACCUCGGAUCCAAGGUUGCGGGAGAUGGAGGAAGGAUUUUGAGUUCGUUGGUUGUGGGAUUCCAAAGAGCCUCUUGGGGAAUGUCGAGAUGUUCACCACAAAUGUUAUCACACAAAAGUAAAAUCAAACCAUUGGAAGCAGCAUAUGGAAGAAAGUUACGAUGAGUAUCGAUCUUAUUCAUCCUAUUUAAUAUUUUGGGCUCCAAAUUCUCUUUGUCGAUUGAAACUACCACGUAAUUCAUGUUUCUAAUAUUUGAGAGUGGAAACUGCCCAAUAAUAAACUUGCUCCUCGCCUUCGAUUGAAACGAACUCGUAUGCAAGCAAUUUUCAUAAGUAAUAGAGAAAGUUUUAUGCAAAUUUAGCUUACUCUUAUUCUUCUUCCAACCGAUGGGAAAAGAUGAAGAUUUGAAUAAAGGGUUCUUCUUCCGACCGACGGGGAAAGAUGAAGGUUUUAAUAACGGGUUUGGGUUAAGAUUCAACGACGCCAUCCUAUAUCUCUGCUGGAACAGGAAGGAACACUCCGCCGGACCACUCCUCGCGCAAACGCGCAGAGCAUGACCUAAAUCUUAUUUGGGCCUUUUUCAUUUGAUUCGGAGGAGGGAGGCUCUUGUUUACAACACCCCUAAUGACCAUGUCACACGUGACAUACGGGAUGGUGUUGCUAAAUUGGGUGAUUUGCGGUUCCGUGUUCUGGAUUCAGCUGGCCUGGAGGCAGAGGCGUCGCCAAUUCAGCCAAGAUUGCCACAAGCAACCAUCAUGACAGGUUCUGUUCUUGGGAGAACUGCUGCCAUGACAGAAGAUGUGCUGUCAAGAGCCCACUUUAUUCUCUUUCUCAUUGAUGCAAGAGAUGGACUGCAACCCAUGGAUUUGGAUGUUGGCAAGUGGUUAAGAAAGCAUGCAGCGGGUAUCAAGACUCUUGUCGUAAUGAAUAAAGCCGAGCUGCUUGAUGACAUUAAUGGUACUCUAGCUUCUGCUGCUGGUGAGGCUUGUACAUUAGGGUUUGGUGAUCCCAUUUCUGUGUCUCUGAAACUGGAUUUGGGAUGACUGAGUUGUAUGAAGCUCUGAGGCCACACCUAGAAGACUUUGUACUCAAGUUCAUAGAUGAUGAGGAUGUGUUGGGCAAAGACUCCUCUGAGGAAGACGACACUGACUCGAAGCUUCCAUUGCAAUUGGCAAUUGUAGGGAGACCAAAUGUAGGGAAGGCUACUUUGCUAAACGCCUUAUUACAAGAGAAUCGAGUUUUGGUUGGACCUGAAGCUGGCUUGACGAGAGAUUCCAUUCGAGUUCAAUUUCAGUAUGAAGGGAGAAACGUCUAUCUCGUGGACACUGCAGGUUGGUUGGAGAGGACAAAGCAGGACAAGGGUCCAUCAUCGUUGAGCAUUGUGCAGACGAGGAAGCAUCUCAUGAGGGCUCAUGUGGUUGCUUUGGUUCUUGAUGCUGAAGAGAUUGCAAAAGGUAGAAGAAGCAUGAAUCAUGCUGAAGUAGUGAUUGCCAGGCGGGCUGUCGAGGAAGGGCGGGGUUUGGUUGUUGUGGUUAACAAGAUGGAUCUUUUGAGAGGGAAAAACAAUGCAAAAAUGUACCAAAGUGUCAUCAAUGCCGUACCUGAAGAAAUACAGACUGUUAUACCACAGGUGACAGGUAUACCUGUGGUAUUUGUUUCUGCAAUAGAAGGUAAAGGCCGGUUGUCCAUGAUGCGCCAAGUCAUCGAUACAUACGAGAAAUGGUGCUGCAGGCUGUCGACAGCUCGUCUCAACCGCUGGCUUCGCAAGGUUAUGAGCAGGCAUUCCUGGAAAGAUGAGUCAGCUCAGCCGAAGGUGAAGUACUUGACUCAGGUGAAAGCUCGGCCUCCCACGUUUGUGGCGUUUGUGAGUGGAAAGGCUCGACUCUCAGACACGGACCUGAGAUUCCUUACAAAGUCACUAAAGGAGGAUUUUGACUUGGGUGGGAUUCCAGUGCGGAUAAUGCAGCGUGUGGUGGUUAGGAACUCUGAGGGUAAAGAUGUCACAGGCAGGAAGAGUACACGGCCGGACAGGAAAGUGUGUCAACAAAUGGCAUCGGCCAAGAGAAGGAUUGUUGUCUCUUCGGAAAAUGUCCUUGCUGCAUGAAGGACUCGAUGUGUUAGCCUACCUUUUGUCUGUAUAUAUAUGAUGAUGCUAGAUCAGGAUGCUUGAAAUGGGAUUAGAAUUCUGAAUUUGAUUAUUGAGUUAAUUGAUACAAAAUAUAUUAAUGUCUCGACAUAUUAUUUUGCACACAUUGUCACUUUGUUGGCUACAAAUGUUAAUUUUAUGGCAUGACGCUUUAGUACAGUGAGUUUUCGUAUGGAUUAAUUAAUUUAUGGGAGCACACAU
Messenger RNA from Striga asiatica, 3194 nucleotides. The record is from the annotation of a GenBank genome assembly. NCBI's taxonomy places the organism in Eukaryota, Viridiplantae, Streptophyta, Magnoliopsida, Lamiales, Orobanchaceae.